AAGCGGAUAACCGAACUCUGAAAAUAAUUGAAAAUUAAAAUAUUUACGGUAUUGUGACAGUCGUACCGUGAGGCCAUACCGGUAGUUAUUAAAGCAGACAUGAGUUUUGUUUUGAAGGGUGGGAAAAACGUUAUGAGAUAGGAGAAGCAUCGAAAUAUCUAAAAAAAAAAAAGUGUGUGUGUCCGCUCCGACGCACGACUGGAGUUUACUGGAUAUAAAAAAUUAAACGAAACAAUACGAGAAAUAGUUCUAUAUUACGACAACACGAUACACUACAGAUUAUUAACAAAUUAACGAGACACAAAACAAACGACUAACAAAUAUAUGAAAAUACAAUAAUGAGAGAAACGCGCGAUCAGUACGAGGCUUUGUGGCGGACUGCCGGCGCAUGUACUAGCAUGUCACACGAAAUGCGCAUAACGCAUUUCGUGUGACAUGCUAGUACGAUUUUGGUCCCCAUAAUUUUCAUACCCCGGGCCUAUAUAUGUAAAUCGAUUCUAAAGGAGUAAACUCCAAAAAUACCUCAAUUUUGUAUAUAUACAAGAAAAAGUUCAAAACAAAUCUUUAAAUUUAUAGUUGGUUAUGAAAUAUUUAUGCAUGCGACCCGAAUCCAAGUGCCGACGUAUGAACAACACAUGGCAACCAAUAUGUAUUCACAUUACUACAGGUGAGAUCAUUGAACUUUCACCACCUAUUCUUGUAAAAUGAUGAGUUCAUACUUCAUAUUUUACUCAUAACAAAGUUGAAUACACUAAGCGUUGUGUUUAAAUAGUAAAUUAACUGUGUAAAUUAUAAUUUGUAGCCUUAAGUAAAUAUAUAAAAAUACAUAUAAAUUCUUCUCAAGCUCACCAAUGACAAAUUUGCAUUUGAUAUGUAAUGAAAAAGUUGCAUUUUACCACGAUAAAUAGUAGCUUGUGUCACACUCUCGAAUCUAUUAUAGCUCAUAUACCCAUGCCAUGAAAAAAGGAAGCAUUAAUUAAGAUUUGGAGCACAGAAGAGCAAGCUUAAGAUUAAAACCUAAAGAUGCCAUUCAUAAUGAGAGACAACAAAGACAGAAGCAUAACAGAGCGAGGAAUGUUAUGAAAUCAACGUUUGAAAGCCAUCAUGCAAGAACUACCAAGAUUCAAAAUGACUUAUCAAGUAGUGACCGAGAUCAUUUGCAUGUUAAUCUUGAUAGAAACGCUAAACGUAUUCAAAACCAUAAUAAGAUGUUUAUGAAAGCAAAUGAUCGGGGAAGAGCCGGUUGGCCGAAAUUGAAAAAAAACUUUAAUGGAUUAAAAAGUCGUCGAAAUGUCGCACGUUCAACCCAAAUGACACCGGUCCAGCUGCUGCAACAUGCUUCUUUUGAAGAUUCAACGGACACGAAUUUAACAAAAGGAAUAACAUCACAAAAGCUCAGUCCUUACACAAUAAAGCAACAAAUCUUAGAAAUUAUGUCGGCUUUUCCAAAUGCAAAUGUAACUUAUGAAGUGAUUGGACGUACAGCCUCGUACAAUGAUAUUCUGUUGCUGAAAGUAACCGAACUAAAAAGAGACAUAACAAGAUAUUUUAGAGCAAAUAAAAACAAGUAUGUUGAUGAAAUACCCGAGAAGAAAGUGUUAUUCAUUGUACACGGAUUAAACAUUCUAGGAAUUAAUAAUCUGCGGUGCUUAAUUAAUACUAAAGCUUUGGCUAUUUUGCUAUCGUAUUACUUUGAGCACUUGGAUAAGUUUGAUAUAUUUUUCAUUCCUCUGGCUAAUCCGGAUGGAUAUACAUUUUUAGGUAAUUCCCAGCACAUUUGGAAUAAAAACAUAGCACCACAAAACGACUGCCCUGGUGUAUUUCUGGACCGAAACUUCGACGUAGCCUGGAAUGUUUCUAGCAUAAACUCUUGCAGUCAGCUUUACCCUGGAGAACAACCAUUUUCAGAGGUGGAAACCAGGGCUAUUCGUGGUAUCCUACAUCGUUAUAGCCACAAGAUUAUAGCCUAUUUCAAUGUACAUGUCGGAUCAAUUAACCACAGAGUGAUUAAGGGGGAUGCAGUGUUGUAUCCAAACGGUUAUACCGACGUGCAAAUAGAUGAUGACAAAUACUUCGAUCUGAAAGCAGAAAUAGAAGAAGCAAUGAAGAAUUCAAGUUUUCAAAAUGCUGCUGUCCAAGUUGAAACUUUGCAGAAUUGGUAUGGAAAGAUUUCGGGUACCAGUGUCGAUUAUGCUUCCACGAUAUACGGCAUCCCAUUUGCAAUGGAACUAGUAAUGCAAACGUAUGCAAAUGGUCAGCCUAAAGAGAAACCCAGCACGCAAACACUUGCUUUGAGCGAAAUAUGGAAAAGAGUUAUAGACACAACGUUUAAUUUUAUUUCGAGAAGAACAAACAACACUGAAAUGGAAUAAAGCACAUCUUGUAAUUAUCUAAUUUUGACCCAACAAUGAUGUAA
Molecule: messenger RNA, 2416 nt
Organism: Bombyx mori (domestic silkworm)
Lineage: Eukaryota; Metazoa; Arthropoda; Insecta; Lepidoptera; Bombycidae
Exons: 9
Coding region: 1080-2372 (430 amino acids)
Biological process (GO): proteolysis
Molecular function (GO): zinc ion binding; metallocarboxypeptidase activity
Source: RefSeq, a predicted model, not a curated record